UCUCUCGCUCUCAAUUUCGCAUUAAUCAUGGGCAGAUCUCCUUGCUGCGAGAAGGCGCACACCAACAAAGGAGCAUGGACCAAGGAGGAAGACCAGUUGCUCGUUGCCUACAUCAAAGUCCAUGGCGAAGGCUGCUGGAGAUCUCUCCCUAAAGCUGCAGGUCUUCAAAGGUGCGGCAAGAGUUGUCGGCUCCGGUGGAUAAACUACCUCCGGCCGGACCUCAAGCGCGGCAACUUCACCGAGGAAGAGGACGAGCUCAUCAUCAAACUCCACGGCGUGCUCGGUAACAAAUGGUCAGUGAUAGCCGGCCGAUUACCCGGGAGAACCGACAACGAGAUCAAGAACUACUGGAACACCCACGUCAAGCGCAAGCUCAUCGCUCGAGGGCUGGACCCCCGAACACACCUUCCGAUCAACGGCGGUUCCGAACCCUCCUCCCUUUCGUCCGACCGGCGAACGGCCUUAGCGUUGUCCAAAGACGAGUCGUCCGCAGAAGACAGGCAGAGCAGCGACCUCAACCUCAACCUCGCCAUUAGCCUUCCUCGCGCCUCUCCCAAGUCCUCCUCCGCUUCGUCGGAGGAUUUGCUUUCGGAAGCAGAGGCCGCUCCGGCGUCUGUUCACGCCCGAACUAUUUGCUUCUGCUACCAUCUCGGUUACCGAGCGAGCGAGGCCUGUAGCUGCCACACGAGUUACGGCGACAAUUUUGGUUGCCUUUAUCGGCCUCUCAGAGAAAGGCAGCAGCCUACUUGAGUACUUCUUGUGCUCAGAUCAGAUUUCUCAACUUCGUUUGUUUCUAUAGUAAAAUUAAAUGUUUUUCAUCAAUACUUUCGUGUACAUUUAUCUGUAUCAGUUGUACCAAUUAAGGUCUCGACGUGCAUCGUCUGCAAAGGAGAAGCUCCCUGAGCAAUUUCCCCUGCUCGGCAAGGACAGAUUAUUUAAUUAAUUCAU
Molecule: messenger RNA, 948 nt
Organism: Zingiber officinale
Lineage: Eukaryota; Viridiplantae; Streptophyta; Magnoliopsida; Zingiberales; Zingiberaceae
Product: myb-related protein 308-like
Exons: 3
Coding region: 28-750 (240 amino acids)
Source: RefSeq, a predicted model, not a curated record